This is a messenger RNA of Spinacia oleracea (spinach), 2170 nucleotides long. Its product is annotated as pentatricopeptide repeat-containing protein At2g35130. The coding region runs from base 152 to 1981 and encodes 609 amino acids. The transcript has 8 exons. The record is from RefSeq and is a predicted model, not a curated record. Gene Ontology annotation, molecular function: protein binding. NCBI's taxonomy places the organism in Eukaryota, Viridiplantae, Streptophyta, Magnoliopsida, Caryophyllales, Amaranthaceae.
UGGAGUAGAUGUCAAAGUCCACAUAUAUUUUUUAUUGGGUAAGAACCAAGAAGUUAGAAGAGGUUCCAAAAACACUAUCCAUUUCCCCGCCAAACACUCAAACAGAGCAAGCAAGUACCAAGGAUUGAGGAGGUGGGUCCGGAGUAAGACGAUGACGGUGGUCGGAAAUCCCAUCGCCGCCGCUCUCACUGGUGGGUCAUUGCCGGAAUCGACUUCUCUUCAAAGUAGAAGAUGGAAAUUAUUGGCUGCCAAUUAUUCUAUCCGCGGCAUAUAUCUAGAUUUAAGAAGCUAUAACAAUCGAAGUCCACAGAGAAUAAAAUGUUCUAAUGUUGAGGUUCCUGAGAAGUUCAAGCGUGAUAGCACUUAUGUUGACAGACGAGGCAAACUCAGAAGCUUCAAUCGCAAAAAGUUGUCUAGGAAACGAUGCGGUGGUUUAAGGGGACGUGGAUGGAAAUUUGGUUCUGGAUUUAUUGAUGGGAUUUUCCCGGUGCUUAGCCCUAUUGCUCAGAAAAUACUGGAACUUGUAGAGAAGGAAGCAGAUAGUGAUAGAAUUUGGAGCGUUCUUGACACCCUUCCUCGAACACAUUCCACUUGGGAUGACAUUGUCAAUGUAGCUGUACAACUACGCUUGAACAAAAAUUGGGAUAAAAUUCUGGUGCUGUGUCAUUGGAUAUUGCACGGGAGCUCCUUCAAACCAGAUGUGUUGAGUUACAAUUUGAUGAUUGAUGCUUUCGGACAGAAAUUACAGCAUAUGAAGGCAGAAGAAACAUAUUUAGAACUUCUGCAGGCUCGGUGCAUUCCUACUGAAGUUACUUAUGCACUUAUGCUGAGGGCUUACUGUGCAUCUGGAUUGUUUGCAAAAGCUGAAGCUGUCUUCUUUGAGAUGAGAAAAUGUGGCCUUCCCCCAAGUUCCGUUGUAUACAAUGCUUAUAUCGAAGGACUGAUAAAAGGAGGAAACAGCAAAAAAGCUAUUGAGCUAUACCGGAGGAUGAAACAGGAACGCUGUGAGCCAACUACUGAUACUUACACUAUGUUAAUCAAUUUAUAUGGAAAGGCAAAUAAAUCGUAUAUGUCCCUGAAAGUGUUCAAUGAGAUGAGAACUCAAAAGAUCAAGCCAAAUAUCUGCACUUACACUGCACUAACCAAUGCAUUCGCAAGGGAUGGACAAUGUGAAAAAGCAGAAGAAACAUUUGAGUUGCUGCAAGAAGCUGGUCUCGAGCCUGAUGUUUAUGCUUAUAACGCCCUGAUGGAAGCUUACAGCCGCGCAGGAUUCCCUUAUGGUGCAGCAGAAAUAUUUUCGCUUAUGCAGCACAUGGGAUGUGAGCCAGAUAGAGCUUCAUAUAACAUCAUGGUAGAUGCCUAUGGCAGAGCUGGUCUAGUUGAAGAUGCAGAAGGUGUGUUCAUGCAGCUAAAGCAACUCGGCAUGACUCCAACCAUGAAAUCCUACAUGCUGCUACUUUCUGCCUACGCGAAAGCAGGGAACAUUUCCAAGAGCGAAGAAUUUGUAAACGAGAUGAUCGAUUCAGGUGUUAAACCAGAUACAUAUGUCAUGAACAGCAUGCUGAAUCUGUAUGGACGGUUGGGCAAAUUUGAGAAGAUGGAACAAGUUUUAAGUGCAAUGGAAGAUAAACCAAGUGUAGCUGCUGAUAUAAGCACUUAUAAUAUACUGAUAAAUGUAUAUGGACGAGCUGGAUACUUCGAGAAAAUGGAACAGUUGUUCAAUUCACUCGGGGAUAGAAACAUGAAACCUGACGUAGUGACAUGGACAUCGCGUCUAGGAGCUUACUCGAGGAAGAAGCAGUACAAUGUUUGUUUAGAGGUGUUUGAGGAAAUGAUAGAUGCUGGUUGUUUUCCUGAUGGUGGGACUGCUAAAGUUCUUCUUUCGUCUUGUUCGAAUGAAGAUCAGAUAGAACAGGUUACCACAAUUCUUAGAACUAUGCACAAGGAUGUCAACACUGGUAUCAAUAUUGAAGGCAAAUGAAUGCCAUUGUACAGUACAAUUGGAUUUGUUCUUGCAUAAUGUAUAUUGAAAACAUUCACCAUUGUAGUGGAUUGUGUUCCGAUGAGUUUGUUCCAAGCUCAACAACCACUUUUCAUUGAUUUUGUGAUGAAAGCAAUUGUACUGUAACUGUACAAUCAUCAUAUAUAUAGAGGAUGUUGUUUUUUCGCA